AUGUCCAAAUUCGAGAAAAUUGUAGUCGAAAGAGUUAUACAACGCAAAGGUUGUUAUGUCACGUGUGAGUUGGUGGAGAAAUUUAUCAACGAGUACGUAGAUGAUCGAGACCAGGUCCAGAUCUCAGUGCGCAUCGAUGUUCUGGACCGCGCAUAUCAAAAUUUCUUGGAGGCUCAGGCCGAAAUAGAGAAAAAUGAAAAACAAGAAUCGUUGGACGCCCGCUUCAUGGAACGUAUAGAUUUCGAAGAACGAUAUUGUGUUGCCAAAGGGUUUCUUCUGUCGAAACGUUCUGUUGAUGCUCAUGAGUUAGCACUCAACAGUUCUGCAAAUUCCAAUACCGUACCACCUGCUGCAAACCAUCACUUACGUCUACCGAAGAUUGAUCUCCCAAAAUUUAAUGGUGACUUUUCCCGUUGGAUGACCUACCGAGACACGUUCCAAUCGAUGAUACACGUUAAUGCUGAGAUUCCCGCAGUUGUCAAGCUCCAGUACUUACUGCAAUCAUUAGAAGGAGAAGCUAAAAAGCCAUUCGAGAGCACUGAUGUUAUAGCCGAUAACUAUGAGCAGCAUUCCAACUGCUCGAUGCUCAAUAGGAAAGGAAAAAGCUAUCAGCUGUACUACCGUUCCUGGUGCAACGAUAUAAUCAUCUACAACAGUAUAUAUGUGGUUUUACUCGUUGCCAAGGAGGAAUCGGUGAUCGUCGAGAUGAUGAAGAUUCGUUGA
Molecule: messenger RNA, 723 nt
Organism: Topomyia yanbarensis
Lineage: Eukaryota; Metazoa; Arthropoda; Insecta; Diptera; Culicidae
Exons: 2
Coding region: 1-723 (240 amino acids)
Source: RefSeq, a predicted model, not a curated record